This is a messenger RNA of Hypanus sabinus (Atlantic stingray), 8707 nucleotides long. Its product is annotated as sodium/potassium/calcium exchanger 4-like. Gene Ontology annotation, cellular component: membrane. The transcript is spliced from 15 exons. Gene Ontology annotation, molecular function: calcium, potassium:sodium antiporter activity; calcium channel activity. The coding region runs from base 1 to 1497 and encodes 498 amino acids. Gene Ontology annotation, biological process: intracellular calcium ion homeostasis; calcium ion transmembrane transport. The record is from RefSeq and is a predicted model, not a curated record. Lineage: Eukaryota; Metazoa; Chordata; Chondrichthyes; Myliobatiformes; Dasyatidae.
AUGAAUGACCACUGGGAAACCUUGCUUUCGGUGGAUGGAGCAAAGGUGCUCGACAAACCCGACCCCAUUUUACAUUGGGUCUCACAAGCUAUCCACGAAUUUCCAAGUGAUCUAUUUACCAAUAAGGAGAGACAACAUGGAGGAGUUUUACUUCACAUAGCAGGGGCUGUGUAUAUGUUUUACGCACUGGCUAUAGUUUGUGAUGAUUUCUUUGUUCCAGCCCUAGAAAAAAUAUGUGAGAGAUUACACUUGAACGAAGACGUAGCUGGUGCCACCUUUAUGGCAGCUGGGAGCUCAGCACCUGAGCUGUUUGCUUCAGUCAUUGGUGUCUUUAUCACCCAUGGAGAUGUUGGAGUUGGAACUAUUGUUGGUUCAGCAGUAUUUAACAUUCUGUGUAUCAUUGGUGUCUGCGGUCUAUUUGCAGGACAGAUUGUAUAUCUCACUCAGUGGUCCGUGUUCAGGGAUUCGCUAUACUAUACUUUGUCAGUCAUUCUGCUUAUUGUGUUCAUGUAUGAUGAGAAAAUUGAUUGGUGGGAAGGCCUUAUCCUGAUCCUGAUGUACGCAGGCUAUAUACUUGUGAUGAAGUUUAAUAACAAGAUGCAGAGCUAUUUUGUGAGCAAGCUGAUGAAGGACGUGGCAAACGGCAAUGUGAUCGGCAACGAGAUGGAGGAUGGUAAUAUUGAUUCUCUCAGUAGUUGUGAUGACCCAUCACUCCCAUUGUUAUCUCAAGUUCAAUCGGCCAAUGGUGUGGACAAGGAAAACAGUGCAGCUGAGAAAUGUGAUGGUAUCGAAAAUGGAAAUGUUCCUCUGGACAUAAAUACAAAAGAAGAUGGCAACAAGGAUGAAAGUGAACCAGAGCUCCUGUCUCCAUUUUCUCCACCAGAUGGCAAUUUGAAUAAGCUGAAGUGGCUAAGUUCAUGGCCAGUCCUCGUUAUGCUGUUCUUCACCGUGCCUAACUGUACAAGGCCUCGCUGGGAGAGGUUCUUCAUGGUUACCUUCAUCAUGUCUACCCUGUGGAUUGCCGUCUUCUCUUAUUUAAUGGUGUGGAUGGUUACUGUAAUAGGGUUCACACUCGGAAUUCCAGAUAUUAUCAUGGGAAUCACAUUUCUGGCAGCAGGAACAAGCGUUCCAGAUUGCAUGGCUAGCUUAAUUGUUGCCAGACAAGGAAUGGGUGACAUGGCAGUGUCCAACACAGUCGGAAGCAACGUGUUUGAUAUCCUGGUUGGUCUAGGUCUUCCAUGGGGUCUUCAGACGAUAAUUAUCGACACUGGAUCCUUUGUACGCAUCAACAGCAGAGGCCUUGUUUAUUCUGUCGUACUUCUUUUAGGAUCCGUGGCACUCACGGUGGCUGGUAUCCACGUGAAUGGAUGGAAAUUGGAUAAAAAGCUCGGUAUUUAUGUGCUGGUCCUCUAUGUUAUUUUCUUGUGUUUCUCAAUCAUGAUUGAGUUCAAUGUAUUUACGUUUGUCAACUUGCCAAUGUGCCAAGCCAACAUUUAAGCAUGUCUAAGCGUGAAUGGAUACCAUCAAGAAAAAGAACCUUCUUAAGCUGCUAUUGUAUCUUUCUUUGAUUUAUAAAGAAUGUUUUCUUUUGGCUAUUUUGAAAGUUAAAGCAGCCUUUCACACAGAGCCAAAACUAUUAUUUGAAAAGAAGACUGCUGACUGAUUGGUGUACACUGAAGUCAAAUAAGGAGCUCUCACUCCCUCCUAUGGAGUUUUUAAGAAUUACGCCUGUGGUUUAGCAAUUUGUCUCCACAUCUGGAUUUCCUGUUUGUUUUCCAGCCUCCUGCUUGUUCAUAUGAGCACAAAAUUACAAUGUGUUCAACAGCACGAGUGCUGCAGAUCAAUUUUUUAUUUCACAGGACUUCACCACACAUAUUAUGUGUGGGAAGCAAUUUGUUAAGCAGUCUUUCCUGACCUAAUUGUCAGUAGGGACCACAAUACAUGUUUAAGCCUGUCUUUGUUUUUGUUCAGAAACAUAAAGAGUAUAUAUUGGAAUUGUGUGGACUUGAACAAGAUCAUUUGUAUAUUUGGUGAAUGUAGCUUAAAUAAUGAAGGAAAAUGCUAAACUUGUACAUUUUAAUAGGAAAGUAUAUAUGCCGACUUUAAGUUUGAAUUUUGAUUCAUAGUAUUUUGAUACUAUGUUAAUAUAUAAAUAUAUACACCUAUAUAGAGAGCAUACUGAAGAUAGAGUUCUUUUAUGAAAACUGAACAUUGUAACAUUUUUAAUUCAUUUGUUCCUGCUGUGAUAAACAUGAAUGAGCUCACUCUUCAACUGAAUUAUAUGGUGCAAUAUGGUUCCAUCAACAUUUUAUGAUAUUCUUGGCAAUAUAAAUAUUACUGUAUAUGCCAUCAUGACUGCACAUAAUGUGAACACAUGGAACAGAAGCCUCUAGGUAGGGACUUAUUGAUUUUUUUUACUGUCUUGGAAAAUUGAAGAAAAGGGAUGCAAGCCCUUUAGUUUAUAUAUUUUCUCAUUUAAUGGUUGCUUUCUGCAUGAAAGGAAAAGGGCAAAGAGCAAAUUGAUUUUUCUUCCAAAUCCAAUAGAAGCCAUACAACUAGAUAUGGUAUGUCAAUAUCUUAAAAAAUGCCUAUUAUUAAUUGAUCCUAUAUUUACAGUUUUAAUAUGAAACUAAGAACAGUUUUUAAAGCUACUUUUUGACUAUAAAUCAUCAUUUGGCUUUUGGUGAGUUUCAAAUUAAACAGAAAGCCAAUUCUAGAAAAUGAUGAAAUGGGCAUAUGAAUUUAAAUAUAUACGUAGACAUAAUUGUUAUACUGGCAACAUCUUUAAAAAUGCCUAUUGAUCUUAUAUUUCAAUUUUAAUGUAAAAUUGACAAUGAUUUUUGGAACUAUUUUAACUGCAAAUCAUCACUUGACUUUUAGCAAGCUACAAAUUAAACAAAAAGCCAGUUCUGGAAGUGGUGAAAUGACCGUAUAAAUUUUAAAUAUAUAUGUAGAUAUAAUUGUUCUACUGUAAAGCACAUAUUACAUGAUAGAAAUAUCUAGAAUUAAACCUGCCUGUCAAUGAGUGUGUUAUUACUCAGCUGCUUAGCAUCCUAUUUACAGUGAUAGGGCACGUGAGUCUUUGAAGCAAACUAUCACAUUUUGAACAACUGUGAUCAGUUUGCAUUGCAACUCCCUCGUAGUGUCUGCAAAUGCACAAUAAUUACCGUGUGUAAAGAAUCCUGGUGCGCCUUUUCAUACUGCCAUUUUAUAUUUUAAUGUGAACACAGUCCAUCUUAUUGGUAUUGUGGCAAUAAAAUGGAUAAGCUGAAAGCUGAAUGAUAGGACAUUGAAAAGUCAGUUACUUUUUUUUGACUUUGCAGGUUAUUGAUUUAAGUAUUUAUGGUCUUGCCUGCUGGACGAAUUUAGAGGAUUGAUAAAAUCCAAUUGGUCCUCUAGGUGCUAGUGUUAUAAACUAGCAUUUUACUUCAAAUAAGUCUACAAAAUAUAGAUAAUCAAAGCCAUUCUCACACAUCCCAAUACUUUCACAGGAUUCAACAGCCCAUAUUGUAAUGUAAACCUGUAGGAAUGAUUUACUGAUUGACUUGUGAUAAUCACAGCUCCAUAUAACUCUUGAAGGUCCGCCUUUGAAAUAUAUUCUUGAGUUAGACAACCAGUUGUUUCACUGGUGUUGGAGGAGUGGGGGAGAGGGGGAAUGAGUGUCUCUUUCUGAUUGUGUAGAUGUCCUGUUAUGGCUGACUAAAGUUAGCUGAGGGGAAAUGACAGUACAAAGCCACAACACGAGCUAUUGCCAAGGGAGAAAAUGUCAGGAAGGGGAUCUGUGCUCACUUUGUAAAAAUGCUGGCCAUGAUUCACUAAAGUUCCCAGCCACUGGUGUGAUUUAUUUUUAAAAAAGGGGAACAACUCAAUCCAUAGCUUGUGAUAUUACCAGUAAAUAAAUGCUUAUUGGGCUGGGAACCACUGACCUGACGGCAUUGUCUCGUUUGGUCAGUGUUUCAUGAAGGGCAGUAUGAUGGAAUGGGGUUUAUUGGGAAUGGCCUCAUGAUUGCCCUUGAGGUGAUUGUCUAAUCAUGACAAUAGCAGUGGAGUGAUCAGUCCUGCCCUCUUCCCACUGUGAGUGAGAUGAAGGCACAGAUUUAUAAAGUGCCUUUCGCAUCUUUCUCAGAGCAUCCCAAAGCUCUUUAUGGCCAAUAAAACACCUGCAAAGAGUGAUCAUUGUUGUAAUGUAGGAAAAGUGGCAAAUAAUUUAUGCACAGAAAGCUCCCUCAAAUAGCUAUCCAACAGUGACCAUAUAUUCUGCUUUAUAGAAGGAGACCAAGUGAUAAAUCAGAUCAGCAGAAAAUCUCUGUACAAUGCACGGGGCCUUUUACAUCCAUCUAAUAGUGCAAAGUUUUACUUGUUUUCCUCUCAGAACUGUGUUGGUGCAUUAAACUUGAUCUUUAUGCUCAUGAGACACACCCAAAAUCUUCCCAGAAGAUUUAGCCCCAAGCUGGGAUUGCCUCUCAGUUGGAUCAUGUCUGAUCCUCUUUUCUGUUUCAAACGUCCUUAGCUGUUCAGAAGCUUGUUGAUCUCAGCCUUAAAUAUGUUCAACUAUUAAACAUUCACAGUCUUCUCAUUUCAAAGAUAUAGUAUAACAUUUUGAGUAAUUUUAUUUCCAUCUGAUUUAUUGCAUAAUACCCCCUGAACAAAGCUCUCGCAAACAUUAACACUGUCAGCACUUCUCAAUCAUGCUCCCUCGGUGCUCUUCACUCCAGUGAGUUUAUUCCAAUUUUAUUUUGGGAGUGCCCCACCUCCCCAGUGUUACAACACCACCAAGCCAAGUGUGCCCCUCCUUAGAUGUGGAGAUGGAGGUUUGAAAGCAAGGAUGCCGGCAACCAAACCACAGCUGUCUUUAAAUUCAUCUCUGAGUUACUCCUAUGGUCAUUGCAGUCAAAGAUGGGAAUUGUAUAUGUGCAGCAGUCUCAGAAAGGAGAGAAUGGAGAUUAAAGUUACAAGAACCAAUAGCACAAAUUACUGCCACCUAACUAUCUCCUCACUCAUCCCCUCCUGUUCAGGUUCUGUUCUGGGCAGGGCAAGUUGAUGAGAAAGAGAAAGGAAAUGAACGGAUAACCUUGUCUCAGAGGCAACCCCGCUUCAUAAUUUAUAGAUCCACAAACAAGUCACACUCCUUCAUUUGCAACACAUGAGACACUGAAGGAACUCAGCAGGCCCACCAGCAUCUCGUGCAUCUGAAGACGCUCGUGUCCACUUCGUUUCCUGGCUCAUCCAAAUCUAGGGAACUAAGGAUUUAAUUCAGGGUGAAUCGUAAUUAUUAAUCUGAGUUUGCUGCCCUUAAGGAAUUAGCAAUCAAUUGUUCGUGGCAGCUGGCAAACAUCAGUGAUCUGGUUUGAUUUUCUCAACAGCAGGCAAGUCCUUGAAAACUAGCAAGGAAUUGAAUGCAGAGAGACGAAGCUGAGAAUGAGCAGGGUAGGGUUAGGGUGAGAUGGCAGAAACCAGCAAGUGACAAUUUACCUUUGUGUGAAGAUUGCUGGUAGUCUUUCUCUGUUUUGCUUUUUAGCAAUUCAAAUUACCUGAUCUCACUUCCAAACUAACAUCAUUUUGUGGAUGACUGUUGAAAUAAGUGACAAAUUUUGGGGAUAAAAGGAAUGAAAAGGUUGAAAUCUUAUAUUUUCAUGGAACCUACAAAAUAAAUGAUAUUUUUUCCAUAAAUUAACUUCCAAAGUUAUAUUAGGUAUUUGAGCAUUCUCAACAAUGUAAAGUUUAUAACUAAAGGAGAAUGAUAAUUAAGGAUGCGCUGUAAAAGGAAAGAUAAUUGUUGAAAUUGCAUUGGGAGUGGGAAGGAAAAAAAGCUAUUUUUCUGUCUGAAUUCUAUUGAUAUUUCAAUUAAAUGCUGUAAAAGAGAGUUUAUUAAGAGAUUGUUAUAUAAAGAGUGGGUAUUUUAUUAGAUGUUUUUAAUACAUUUGUGUAUUCUGUAUUGCUGCUAAAGUUUCCAAAACCAGAGUUAUCCAAGUGUAUGUUAUGAUGUAUUGCAGAAAAAAACAUGUGAUGUCAACUUGUGUCUCCCAACAGAUGUCGAACUACUGAGUGUCUCUGGAAUGGGGCUUCCCAACCUGGGGCCCAUGGACCCCUUGCUUAUUGGUAUUGGUCCUUGGCAUUAAAAAAGUUUGGGAACCCCUGCUCUAGACUCUUUUGUGUUUGCCUCAGAUUUUAGCUUCUUCACUACUGAGUCUUCCUUAGAUCAACCUCUUCUGCUGUGUUCCAUGUACAAGCUGUUCCAUUCUGGUGGUAUUAUGAAAAUACUGGCCGUAUAACUAGAAAUGAUCCAAAUUCAAUAAAAUUGCUUCUCAAUUCAAAUUAGUAGGCAAGUUUAUAUAUCCUUUUCAAGGAGACAGAGGAUGUCAUUUUUAUAAUUAUACCAGUACUCGUUACAUGCAAGUACCCUGACUGCAACAGUUAUCUUGCACAAACUGUUGAUGUUGCUACUACGCUCAACAUCUGGUAUCAUACCUUAAAAAGUUAGGUCAGCAGAUUCCCCUGCCAUCUAUAGGUCAGGCAGUGGCCAAAAGCACAGAAUUGUGCAAAUGACCUGUCCAUCAAAGUGAAUCAAAUCCCAGGUGACCGCUAAACUUAGACCCACACCCUCCCCAUCAAAUCUGUCAACCUUGUGCUUCACAGUGAGCUGAGAAUGAGAUAAUACUCUCAGCUUCAGUAAAACGAUUCUGUUGUAAUUGUAUGGACAGUUGGCAUUUAGAGUGAUCUAAGUAAUAUCUCAGAUGAGUGCGAUGAAUUACCCUCUGCAUUCUAUAAACAUUUAAACUCUUCAGCGUACAUUGAAUGAGACCAGAAACCCAAUCGGCAUGUUUGUGUGGAAGGGAGGUGCACGACAUCUGAUGUACUAUCCUUUUUCUUUAGCCUAAAUUAAAAUCAUUUGUAGCAGGUUGGAGCCAAUUUGAUGUUGGAAGACUGACAAUGAAAGUGUGCAUGAUAAAAGAAAUAUUACUGAACUGAGCUAAAGUGUGUGUGUGUCUUAUAUAUUUCCUUUUGAGGUAUUUUUAAUGGGUUAAGGGUUACAUAGGAAUGAAUGUUCAUGGCUUUUAGAUUCUGUUUUCAAAGUUAAAUAUGGAAUAUUUCUAUAAAGUUAAAAAAAUUAACCUCAGUCAUUAAAUAAAACAUGUCAAUAAUGUUAUUAUAUCAGAGCCUGUGAUCAGUUUCCUGUUUUGGAUUUGUACUGUUGUUAAGGCUGUCCUAUAGAAUCCUUAUAACUUGGUACAGACCUUUAUUUGAAUUUUUGGUGGUGACUGUAAAUGACAGUUACUAGGGAAAUUGUUUCCAGAUAGGUUUUCAGCACUAGAAUAAUAUUGAAUACUUGUCUCAGCAAUAUUUUUAAUUGAUAAACAACAGAAUUGGGGAAAAAAAAUAAGCUUGCAUCUCCGUAGCAAGAACCGAUGGCCACUUGUGAAACCACACCUCAUAGGUACGAUAUGGUGAACGAGAUGCAUAGUACCUUCCUUUUCACUUGUGUUCCUCACAAUAAAGACUUUGACAAAUAUUUUCUUUUUAAGAUUAAAGCCCAUUUGGAGUCUACACUAUUUGUGUGAGAUCAAUUAUUAGCAAACAUUUCUUUGGAAAACAGAAUUCUAUUGAAUAAAACAUUGCCAGUGUAGCCUCUAGUUGUCAACUUCAGUUUGACACAGUUGGCCAUGUUUUUUAUAAACUCUGCAAUGGUUGGCAGUGGCUCUACCCCAGGCUCUGGGUUUGCACUUCAGCUGAUAUCCUGGAGUAGUUCUGAAGAAAUGCUAUAUGAUCAGCUUCUGGAUUAGGUUUCCUGGUCCUGCCUCUGGUUUCAUUGGAUCCCUCAAUCUAACGAACAAGUGGAAGUAUUUUAGGGCAUUUCUAUCUUAUAGUUGCUCAGUUUCUCUCUAUUUGCACCACUGAUGCAGUAUUCCAGGUUACAGGAUCAGGAAUAUCUAUCAUUCCAAUGUAAGAAACUUCCUGCCAGCUUAUAUUGUAAACCAUCCCUUAACAUCAGGAGUGGAAGAGGAAGAAGAUAUCCUGGUCAACGUUCUCCCUUAACCAUUACAAAUUCACUGAUCCUUUAUUUCCCUACCUGCUCGUACGAUCUUGCAGUGUGGUGCAUUUUACUUCAGAACAGUAAUGAUUGUAUUUUGAAAGUAACUUAUUUGAUGAGGUACUAUACAAAUGCUGGCCUGUACUCAGUUCUGCUAUAUUUAUAUUUCACUCAAGAACCAAUUUGUAUUGGUUCAAAAUGAAUAGACUAGCAUAGGCCUAGUUGUGGGAUAGGAACACAGUGCAUUGAUCUCCAUAGCGACCAUGAGACUUCAUUGGACCCAAGUACGAUUUAUCCCAAGCAAUUAAGUACAAUUUCAAUACAGUUUCAAUUUCUAAGUUAAUCUAUAUAUUCUCUUAGAAAAAUGGCAAUAUCUUGUGUAAAUUGUAAAAGUCAUGCAAUAAAUAUUUAUUCAAAUGCAUAUCUAGAAAAAUUGUAGGAUGAAUGUGACCUAAUGCACUGUGAAUGGCACUUGAUGUGGAUUUAUGUGUAUAAACUGAGGUUAUAUAAUGUAAAAAUUAAAUUAAUUGAAUGUAUUAUCAUCCCAUGACUGAUGGGUAGGACAGAAUGUCUGCACAUUAUGUUGUAUCCAGAGCAAUCUACAGAAGAUAUCUUAUCAAGCAAAUAUUGAUACAAUCCUUAAAAAUGUUUGACAUGUAAUGCGAUGUGCAUCUUUAA